ACGAGUCAUGUGAUUCGCUGUUAUUUCCAGGUCUCACUCUCGUUCUGAGGAGGAAGUUUUCAGCCUCUCAGUUCUGGGACGACUGCAGGAAGUACAACGUGACGGCGAUCCAGUACAUUGGCGAGACGAUGCGUUACCUCUGCAACAUGCCAAAGAAAGAAAACGAGAAGAACCACAAAGUUCGAAUCGCCAUCGGGAACGGAGUCCGAAGCGACGUGUGGAGCGAGUUCCUGAAUCGAUUUGGCGACAUUAAGGUCAGAGAGUUGUACGCUGCCACUGAGGGAAACAUCGGCUUUAUCAAUUACACGUCCAAGAUCGGAGCGGUGGGACGCAUUAACUUUCUGCAGCAGAUUUUCUUUCCUUACACUUUGAUCAAGUUUGACAUCGAGAAGGAGGAGCCGGUCAGAAACUCGGAGGGUCUGUGCAUCAAAGCAGAAACCGGUGAAACUGGGCUUUUGGUUGGAGAAAUAACUCGGCGGUCUCCAUUUGUCGGCUACGCCGGCAACAAGCAGCAGACGGAGAAGAAGAGACUUUAUGACGUCAUGAAAAAAGGCGAUCUGUACUUCAACACCGGCGACCUGCUUCGGUUCGACCACGAAAAGUUUAUUUAUUUUCAGGACCGAGUGGGCGACACGUUCAGGUGGAAAGGUGAAAACGUCGCCACGUCAGAGGUGGCAGACAUCCUCACUUUGGCUGCCUGCAUCUUAGAAGCAAAUGUUUAUGGCGUUAAAGUGGAAGGUCACGAGGGUCGGAUCGGCAUGGCGGCCGUCACUUUGAAAGAAGGAGAAACCUUCGACUCCGCAGACGUCUACAAGCAAGUCGUCUCCUACCUGCCGGCCUACGCAAGACCCAGGUUCCUACGGGUUCAGGUAAAAAUGAAAAACCUGAACCUGAAGUGGGUCAGCCGCUUUACUCGUAUCACUCAGCCGCAUGGCAACUGCAUCUAAUGGUAUAUUUGUAUU
Molecule: messenger RNA, 962 nt
Organism: Poecilia latipinna (sailfin molly)
Lineage: Eukaryota; Metazoa; Chordata; Actinopteri; Cyprinodontiformes; Poeciliidae
Product: very long-chain acyl-CoA synthetase-like
Exons: 6
Biological process (GO): long-chain fatty acid import into cell; long-chain fatty acid metabolic process
Cellular component (GO): endoplasmic reticulum membrane; plasma membrane
Molecular function (GO): long-chain fatty acid-CoA ligase activity; long-chain fatty acid transmembrane transporter activity
Source: RefSeq, a predicted model, not a curated record